AUGGCUGUUGGUGGCUGUUUCUGUGGCAAUAUUCGUAUCGAAUUCAAUGGCCAGCCCAUAACGUCGGGACUGUGCCACUGUCUCGAUUGUCGCAAACUUACCGGAUCACACUACUCAUACAGUUUUGUCGUCAAUACUGCAGAGUUGAAAGUCACUGGAAGUCCAAAAGAAGUGCCCAAAAUAUCGGAUAGUGGAAAUACCGUCAGGAAUUAUUUCUGUCCUGACUGUGGCACGCCCCUAUAUGGAUGGAAGAUCAAGCCUGACGGAGAACCUAAUGAUGUUACAGUCGUGCGGGCGGGAAUAUUCGAUGACAUCGAAAUGUUGGAUCAACGGAAGCCCGAAGCGGAGUUAUUCUGCGGUAGCCGACUCAAGUGGAUGAAUCCCAUCGAGGGAGCUGCUCAAUUUAGUGGCAUGCCGCCAUUUCUAUAG
Messenger RNA from Penicillium pulvis, 429 nucleotides. RefSeq names its product GFA family protein. Lineage: Eukaryota; Fungi; Ascomycota; Eurotiomycetes; Eurotiales; Aspergillaceae. Gene Ontology annotation, molecular function: carbon-sulfur lyase activity. The coding region runs from base 1 to 429 and encodes 142 amino acids. The record is from RefSeq and is a predicted model, not a curated record. The transcript is spliced from 3 exons.